AUGGAUGGUGAUCACGAAAUCAGAAUCUUCAUCAGCGUAUGGAUCAUAGCCAUCGCAUCUCAGUUUUAUUGUUAUUAUGUAGCAGCAAGAAUCCCAGCAAAGAGCAUGUUGAGGCUCAUCUCUAUCCUCCCAAUCUUGUAUCUCCUCCUCUUGCUCCCCCUGAACCUCCAGUCGAUCCAUCUCGGUGGCCCAACAGCCUUCUAUAUAUCUUGCCUAUCUGCCUAUCUGGCUGUCUUCAAACUCCUCCUCUUCUCCUUUGAUUCUGGUCCUCUAUCACCGCCCCGGGCUAGACUUCUCCAUUUCAUUUCCGUAGCUCUUCUUCCCAUUAACCUUAGGCAACGCCCCAAAAAGCCUUCCAACGAAUUAGGCUAUGCCUUGAGUGUAGCCUUGCCUCAAUCCAUGUUUGGGUUCGAUCUGGAGCCACACUUCAAUGACCCUUAAUAUCUUUCGACUUCUCUUCAAGACCUGUGGGGGCGUAGAUGGAACCUUGUGGUCUCGAACACUCUAAGACCCCUUAUACAUCAACCAGUAAAGCGAUACCGGUACCGCAAAACCUCCGUCGCACCAAUACUUCUGCAUGUCAUGUCUUCUUUCGUCCUCUCGGUUUUGAUGCACGAGCUCUUCUUUUACUAUGUCACUCGCGCGCGUCCCACUGCAGAAAUGAUGUGCUUCUAUCUCCUACAUGGGUUCAGCUUGGCUUUUGAACUGAAGGUGAAGAAGGUGCUCGCUCAUAGGUUGCGGAUUCACCCGAUAGUUUCAAGGCUUUUGACAUUGUCGUAUUUGACUUUCACCAACCAUUGGAUAUUUUAG
Argentina anserina (silverweed cinquefoil) is the source of this 810-nucleotide messenger RNA. Its product is annotated as probable long-chain-alcohol O-fatty-acyltransferase 4. Gene Ontology annotation, biological process: lipid metabolic process. The record is from RefSeq and is a predicted model, not a curated record. Lineage: Eukaryota; Viridiplantae; Streptophyta; Magnoliopsida; Rosales; Rosaceae.